CAAAGGUGCCAUCAAAGCUAAUGCCAUGCUAUAAUUGCGGUUUUUUUUCAUACAUUGCGAGGAAGAUUGCAACAUCCAAUUUGCUUCAUGCUUCGUCGUUUGCCUGGUAUUCACAGAGUCUUUAUUAGGCAUCUUAGUGACUCGUGAUCCUACGUUUGUAUUCAAGAGUAGAAGAAAAUGUUGUCGACUCUGCGGGGGCCCCUUUCUCGGCGGCUUGCGCGGAAGCCCAAAGUCGCUGGUGAGGCACAAAGCGCAUGGCUUCGCUACUUCAGCGACCACGCGGAGGUCACAUCCAAGGAUCAUCUCCCGAUUCAGGAACGAUUAGCGAUGUUCGACCGUACCCGCUCGGGACAUUUCAUUUAUGGCCAGAAUAUGAAGAACCACAACAACUUCCCCUUUCUAAAACUAAAAAUGAAGAAAUAUAUAAAUUAGUUGAAUACAACAACAUGUUGCUUCUGAUCUAUGACCUAAGGAGAGAUGAUAGUUCGUCUGUCGAAUGGUCCUAGACGUCGCUAGAAAGCAUGCUUGUUUACGUUUCAAUCUGAAUUUUCUAGAAGUCGCAUAAUCUCAGGUAAGAUCUAUUCUUGUAGACGGUACAAGGACUCGAAGGCAUGCAUAGAUCUAUUCUUGUAGACGGUACAAGGACUCGAAGGCAUGCAUAAACUCUAAUGUAUCCCCUUGAAGCCGGAUGCGAGUCUUGUCUCGGACCUGGAAACCUACGAUCAUCCAACCAUCGACCGGAAAAAGUUUGUCAAAAGUAUCCGCGCUCCAGUUGGCCUUUACACCAUGAUAUACGACGUCAUGCGGGAGGAGCUGAAGGGAAUGGGCGACCUGUCCCAAUUUGACCAGGGCGUCAGUUUAUGUGCACACUCGUUCUUCUAAAUAAAGUACUACUACCUACGUUGUCCAACUUCAUGUGCAGGGCUGAUCCUAAGUUUCAAAAAUGAAGAACGUUGAUUUGUGAAUCGAUCAUCUGGAAUUAAUCAUUUUGUAGCAAUGCGCCUGAUUUUCGUAGGUCUUGUUAGAAAUAUAGCGAUGCUGCAGCACGAUACCCCUCCCCGUGAAACACGGUAAGUCGUGAAUACCUAGUACAUGAAUAAAGCAGUCAUCUGAACCCCCUCUAAUCACGAAAAUUCUCUCCGAGUCGGAGCAGAAGGCCUACCUGGAUACUCUACUGGCUAACAUGAUAUUCCCGAAAAACGUUGCGAGACAUGCGGACAAGGCGACAAAGGCGACCCAGCUGUUUCCGGCGUACAUCUAUUCCCACAUGUCCGCAGGUUUGGGAAAUUACAUCAUGGAAAAGACAGGCAGGAGCAAGAUUGACGAUGCCUACCGAUAUAUCACCUACUACCGUUCCGGGCUCAUGAUGGAAGAGUACUUAUUUUCAACAACGAACUAUAAUCAUGCUUAAAAAUAUAUUACAGUUGUGAAGAUGUUUUCCUCUCUUGUAAGAGCAAGCUGAACAUUAAGACCCACCAACAUGAGCUGUUAGCUCAAAGGAAUCGGCAUGCACGAGAAUAUCCUUUUUUUCAUAUACAAGUGCAAGUGGUACUUUCGAAUUUAUUCAUUAUACAUAGGUAUAUUAUCUCAUCGUCAUAAACCUAGGUUGUACCGCAUUGGCUACAGCCGGGAAGAGGCUAUCAAGAUGGUCGCGAAGGAGCACUUUCUGCAGUACUGGUCUGGUGACCCCUUUGGCCCGAACCGCGACCCGCAUGUGUACAACCCUUUCAAGCGCACAUUCUACCCGUGCGAGUCGCACAUCAGCGAGGGAUCCACCGACUUGGGACGCGACCACGAAGUUGAGACAGCCCGUCUCUUCUCCAUGGGCUUCGAGGGCAUGGAGCCACCAGUGACCAUCCUCAGUUCCGGUGACACAGGUAUGUUCACGGACGGCGCGCUCAACAGUGUCCAGCACUUGGUAGAGGCGUCCGAGCGAGGAUUCGCCAUGCCCCUCAUCUACCAGGUGUGCAUGAACAAUAGCGCAAUCUCCACGCGCUACGACAAUUAAGGCACCACACACUACUUCUAGUACUUAUCCACAAAUGAGAGAAGAUAUGUCUUCUACAACUCAGGAAUUUCACGCAUUUCGUCUGCUUAGCCUCCACGCGCCAUUUCUUCUGGUUGUAUUCACAAAUGAGAGAAGAUUUGAAUUUGUCUUCUACUUACUCUCUCUAUCAUCUCCUUCGUGAAAAGGUGCGUUAUCUAAAAUUGAUAUCGAUAAAUAUCAGCUAUGUAAUAUGAAUAUGUAGAAGUCCACCUCGUCCUUCUUGCGAUUAAUAUUCAUAUUUCGCUAGAACUAGAAGCAAGAGAAUUUCACUAGUUCCUCCCCUUUUGUGGAGCUUCUCCUAGCCCCCGCUCUAAGACACAGGCCGUGACUACGGUGUGGAUGACCUCGACGUGUGCCUCAUGAAAUUGGAGAACCGCUUUGCACAGUAUGAAGGCCUCAUUGACCCGGGUUUCGUUUCUCGCUCUGGAGAUGUUGCUGAUGGUAUGGAGUGCAUGAGGAAUGCCGUAGAUCAGGUACUACCCCUCCUUUCAUCAGACUUUGGUUUCUUUUUACAGAAAGUGCUACAACUGUGAUAGUUUGUUAGAUUAAUAUUGGUAUAGUCUACAACUUUGAGUCAUUUUUAUCUUGUUACACAGGUCAGGAAUGAGCAGAAGGAUGUGUCUUCUUCAAGAUUUUACCCUUGUUGUUGGAGCAAAUUCAAACACCACUACAGUUGCAGUUAAGUGUCCUCAUUCGUCCAUCAUAGGAAGACACCACGAUUCCAUUGACACCUAGGUUCUGGAAACCGGGCGACCGACGUAUGUUAUUUCAAGCUUCCCGUUCCGUCCGGGAGGCCAUGCCUCUGACGCGAACCCUUCUCCGGAGCCGAUUAUUCUUGAUCAGUUCAAGAAAACGAAGGAUAUCUUUAUGAAGCAGCUUUGUGCAGCGGCACCACCAGGUAGCCUAUUUUGCCUGGAGUUUUCUGCUUUUCUACAGUUUUGAUUUUCCACAGAAUGAAAUAUCUAGACACUCCGUUUGUCCUCGUCACUACUACAGCAUUUGUCCAUUGUGAAGGUAAAAAUAGAUCCGAGAAAUGUGCAAAAUGAGUAUCAUCCUUAUUCAUCGUGCAAACUGACCUUGAUAGGAAUGACCGGCCCGGAACUGGCAGAUAUGAUGAAGGAGUAUCAUGAGAUUGUACAUGGCGAGGUGGAGUUGGCCAUCCGUGGACGCAAUAUCCUCACUAAGCAGGAGGCCUACGAGAUCUCCCAGCCAGGAGUGACGACCACAUUAGCGCAAGAGCCAGGCCAGAUUGUCGACAUCGACGCACAAUACAUGAUGAACAAAAACCAAGCUGCUUUCGCGGGUAUGGGGUCUGACAUCUAUGGUCGCGCCAUCAAUGCGCAGUUCGACAAAGCCGUGGAAGAGGGCAAGGAGAUGCGGUAUUCCACCUUUUCAGAAAACGACUUCUGCUUCCUAGGCGAGGACUUUUGUGGUCGUUAUGAUUUUCUGGAAACUUGAGCGUCUCCUGCUACUAGGCAAGUUUUGUAGUUAUUUCAUCUCGAAACUUGAAGAUGAACGUUUUUUAUAUUUUCAUUCACAGUUCACGCUUAGGUUUCCCAUCACGUUUACAAUAGUAUCGCGUCUGGUUAUUUCGUGACAUCAAAAAUAUUGAUAUUAUAGUACCCUCUAGUGCAGUGGAAACCUGAUGUACCAUUGUCCCUCCACCAAGGUACGUGCAUCAAGAAAACCACUACGCGGGUGAGCACGACAGUCGUGGUGGCGUUUACGGUGAGUUGAACGCUGUGCAAGGAAAGCACACCAAGAAAUUUGUGUCCAUUUUUCCGCAGGAAGCACAGGUGAUGCAGGUCGGUUUGGCUAUGCGCACGGUUUUGCCGAAGGAUAACAUUAAGGGUUACCACAUUGCAUUCUUCACUGCCAUCCUUGACUCUUUUCCUAGUAAAAAAGAGGCCAGGGAUGAUCUGAAGAAUGCAAUGCCGCAACCUCUAAUAACAGGGUCUUUGUGAAAGGUCCGCACACGAUCUUCAACGAGCACUGCCGAGACGUGAUGAAGUAUGCCGCUUUCCUAAAGUGCGAUCGUGGUCUCCAGGGCAACUGCAUGUACAUCUUCGACGGCGGAUCCAUUGCGAACAAGGACAAGUUCAACUUUACAGACCCCGUCACGGGAGAAGAGGUGCAUAUUACAAUUUUACUUUUAUAUUAUUCGGACUGAUCGCAUUGAGGAUCCAUCAGAUCUAAUCUAUACAGAUACUUAGGUUUAUUAAUUACAUCUUCUAUCGUACUCAAUUACACUUUCUUGCACCAGCACCUUGCUUUUGACCACAACAUCAUCAGUUUUUGCCCUUCUUUCAUUCCUUUUUGAGUAAGUAAGUCUCGCGCCUAUUUCGGGCGUGCCAGCAUCCUGUCGUAUCCCAGGUUCGCACUCCACAGUAGCUCCACAUCAUCUAUCACAACCCUUCCAAAAACCAGACCAGGUUUCAUCUUCUCUUGAUGUUGAUUUAUCACUUAGUACUCAUGAUAAGUUAUUAACUUCCCAAAGCGUUUCUUUUCAUGAUACUAGGUGAAACGCGACAUGUGGCUUGCGCGUGUCGGUGAACAUCAUAACACUGCGGAGUAUUCUUCCUACGCUGCGGAUGCAAAUACGGUUGUGUGCACUCCAAUCGAUAUGAACCUUUUUGCAGCCUCAGUGCCAGAAUGCGUGCGACUCUAUGACAUGGGUCGCUUUACCGUGACUGUCGCUCCCACUGCCAGCUUCGGCCUGCUGCAUCCUAAGUUAUGACAAAUUCCUUAUUUUCCAUCCAUUUUCCCCUUCGCUAAUUGUCGUGACUUAGACAGAAUUAUUGAUUGCUCCUCAACCCGUCAUAUAUAGUACAUGUUUUCCGUAGCAAUAAUUGCUAAGCAGCAUCUUUCAGUCGACCUUCUUGAUCAUAAGAUGACGGUAUUUUCAUGUAACAGGGCAGCUAGGCCACGACCAUUUCACGACUGCAUUUUGAUUUAACAAUUGUUGUAGGCAAACCGAGAGCAAACAAGAUACAUCAGCAAAAGAUGAAAAACACAUCUCUAAGUUCCUUUGACGGCCUCGAGGCAGCUGGUAAAGAAUCCUUGACGGUCAACGACAUGCUUCGUGUCAACUUCGGCGACAAGUCCGGUUUUAACCCACCUGCAAAUGGUAGGAAAUUGGUCGUCCUGUCCUACGGUCCCGAUGCAAAGUUCGUCACAAAGGCCCUAGUCGACAGCAAGGUAAUGCUCUUAUUUAGCUAGAAUGCAGCUGAUUUUUGAAGAGUCAUGCUGAUUUUUGAAUCGUGCUAUAUUAUUAUACCUUAUCAUUUAUUUGAUUUGAUCGAAGCUAUGUAUAGUACAUUGUCAUUUAUUAGUUGUAUAUCUUCCUCUGGUCUGUCUUUUUUCUAGUUAGGUCGGCAGCUCCACCACAAUUUAUUAGUUGUGUCCAACACAUCAGGGACUAUCUUGGGGUACUUUAAGUACAUUAUCAUUAGUGUCCAACACAUAUUAGCUUUAGAAGUUGUAAGAAGUUCGGACUCGUCUGACAGGAGACCUAGUUGUAAUGCGGGCCCCAAAAAUACUAGUGUCAUCUUCAUCUUCUAAUCCGUCUCAAUCUGAUAAUCUGUCUCAACACAGGUUGAUUGCGAGAUGUUCGUUUUGAACUACAACCGCACGCCCAACUCGUUGGUGAGCUACUUGCAGAGCCGUAUGGGCGAGGAACUGGAUAUCCUCCUCGUGGACCAGAACUGCAAUGCUGCUCUUUACGGUCCUGUGAUCACGGACUUGAAGCGCAAGCUGCAAUAUCCGCGCAGCUUCUUUUUCGCUGAGUGCUCUAUCCCGCAGACGUUUAUCCCAUACGGAUUCGGCGAGCCAUUGUUGCAGGAGUCGGACAUCAUCGAAUCCUUGCAAACACAGGGCAUCAUCGCAGGAGGAAAGCCGAAGGCUGCGGUAGGACAACCUUCAUCUUGUUUUUUGAAGUAAAAACGAUUAGUACAAACAAGUAAAUCCAUCAUCCAGAAGUCCAUCAUCCAAAAGAACAGGUAAAACUUGAUUCAACAGUUUUCAUUUUUCGUGAUGCUUCGAAUUCGAUCCAAAGAUUAUAAGAUGAUACAAAAUCAUAGGCUACUCCGUCCGCGGCCCCCAUCGCUUCCGCUCCGUCCACAGCAAGCGCUGCUCCCGCCGCCGCCGCCGGAGGACAGAUGGUCACCGUAAAUGCCCCUAUGGAUGGCGAAGGUGUCUACCUUACCUUCCACAAGAAGGUCGGCGAUUCCGUGCAGAAGGGAGACAUCGUCAUCGAGGUCGAAUCCGACAAGGCCACAAUCGAAGUAUUAUGGUCAGCUUUUUGUUUUUUCCAUCAUUCUCGGCAUCUUGGUCCCCUUUUUUCUUGUCUUCUCGUGAGAAAUACAAGGUAAAAGGGGUCAAGAUGAGGGGGCCGAGAUGCAAUCUAGCAGACUCUAAAAGUAGUUGCACCCCAAGCGGGCGUCAUCAAGGAGUUCCACGCGAAGGAGCAAGACGAGAUGGACGUCGACCCAUCCACGAAGCUCUUCAGCAUGGACGCUGGCGGUGCAGGCGGGGCUGCUGCCCCGGCCGCAGCUCCUGCAGCAUCAAGUGGCGGCGCAGUCGUCGAUGUGAACGCGCCCAUGGACGGUGAGGGCGUCUACCUCACCUUUCACAAGAAGGCAGGAGAAGCAGUCAAGAAGGGAGACAUUGUGGUCGAAGUUGAAUCCGACAAAGCCACAAUUGAAGUCGCUGCUCCUCAGGAUGGUAUGUUGUAAACUAAUUCCGUUGCAGGAAACACUAUUGACCUCUGAGUAUGAGUUUCGCAAUAAGCGUUUCAACUUCAUCAUGUGGUGCUUUUCCUUUUCCUUUCGACAAUAGAUAAGUACUUCAACUUUAUCAUAAAGUGUUUGUGCUUUCGAUAAAAAUUUCCCGUUCUUACCUUGCAUACCAGGUACAGUCAAAGAGUUUUUUGUGAAGGAGCAGGAUGAGAUGGAUGUGAGCCCAUCCACGAAGUUGUUUAGCAUGGAAGUUGGAGGCGGUGGCGGUGCUGCUGCACCGGCCGCAGCUCCUGCCGCGUCCAGCGGUGGCGAAGUCGUGCCCGUGAAUGCACCUAUGGAUGGCGAAGGUGUCUAUCUUACUUUCCACAAGAAGGCGGGACAAGCAGUUAAGAAAGGCGACAUCGUUGUCGAAGUUGAAUCCGACAAGGCUACGAUUGAGGUUGCCGCGCCUCAGGACGGUACUACUUAAAUCUAUCAAUGCCUUGUUAUGAAAAAAUUUAGAAACAAAGAAAUUUUUGAACUACUUCUAGCCAUACUUUGAAACACUUGUUUCUUUAUAAUUGCAAAUGUCACUCAUCGCAAUGACCUGUUGUAAUUUCCCUCGCAUCUCAGGUGUUGUGAAGGAAUUUUUCGUGAAGGAACAAGAUGAAAUGGACGUGAGCCCGGACACUAAAUUGUUCACGCUUGAGGUCGGAGGAGGUGCCUCCGCACCUGCGGCCGCGCCUGCUGCUGCACCUGCCGCUGCACCCGCCGCCGCUCCGACUUCCGCACCCGCGGAGGAUGGCGUCCGUGAAUACCAGCUCAACCGCACUGAAGCAGCUAUGGUGAAGGCUAUGACCGUGACUGCUAAGGACACCCGUUGUUUCUCGCAGUUUGAUUCCAUGGACUUCAACAAAGUUCGCGCUGUCGCUAAGGAGAACGGAGUCACGCCACCGAUUGUGAUGGUCAAACAUCUGGGUUUGGCACUCGACAAGCUCGAUUUGAACAAGAAGCUCUCCAAGGACCGCAAAUCUCUCCUCUUCGUACUUAAAUAUACCUAUUUAGUCUUUUCAUGUACCUGUAACAAUAUGAAAUCGUCACCAAAUAUGAAAAACCACAGAAGUAUUUCUACGAGUUGUUACGUUACUGCUCGAAGUACUAUUUCACUCAACAUAAGCAUAUCUUCCAAACAAAGAACUAAAAAUCUUUAAAAAUGAAUCUUCCUUCCACAGCGUACCCAAUCUAUCUAUCUGUGUUCCCAACAGCGUAAAUCCGUGGACAUUGGUAUUGCCGUCGAUGUGGGUUCGGGACUGCGAACUUGCGUCAUCCGUGACGUUACCAACAAGAGCUAUGAAGACAUCUCCAACGAUGUCAAGGGCUUCGUUGCCGCUGGCAAGAAACUGCGUCCGGAAGACCAAGACCUCACCAACGUGUGCUGGACCGUCACAUCCAUUUAUGCCUCCACCCUAAGCCUAAAUAACGUUGAUAUCUCUACACCAAAAAAGGUUGAUAACAAAAUAACAAGCAUGGCUCUACUUACUACAGGGUAUAGCAAGUAGCUCUACUUACUACGACCAGAUCUAGACGAACGUCGUGUUUACUAGAGCCUCUCCUUCAAUUACUAUCACCCCUCUUUGAGUGUCAUUCCAUCCCCAGAUGAAUAUCCUUAUAAUAUGUGAAAAGGCCAACCUCUUCUUCAGUAUCAAAUUCCUCGCUCGAAUCUGCCCAAUAUUGAGUGAAGAGGCAAACUUAUCUCCUGUCCACAUUUAUCCCCUGUUAUCACAUAUCACUCCCAUCCGCACUUCUCUCUCUCUUCUAAUAAAACGGUAAGACCGCCGCGAAGUUCGCUGUCAGCGUCUUGCCCCCAGGAACAUCCGGUAUUCUCUCUAUCGGGCGUAUGGCGAAGGACGGCGAAUGCUACCUCUCGGCAGCUAUGUGCCAUGCUACGCUGACCGGCGUCGAGGGAAGCAACAUCCUUCACGGAGUCCGCGCUGAAUUCGGGGAAUAGUUAGGCGUCGAGGGAAGCAACCUCCCUCAUCAUGUUCUUGUCUCUCAUCAUCGACUAAGCACUGCUGAUGGCUUAGAAGUAAAAUGGUAAUAAUAUUCAAUAUGAUCAUAUAUAUUAUAAGUUCACUUUGAUAUGCGAAAACUUAAUACUACGAAAACAGACUAAAAAAACUUGAUAUCUCAGGUUAAUUCGAUUUCGAUAUAUGCGAAAACAGAAACAGAUUUCUCAGUACAACCUCUCGUUACAGACUUGAUUACAUCUUCCGAUAGACAUUUUUCUUCUACUUACAGAAAACAAGAAAUAAGAUCAUUGCUGACAUAUUGAUAGCUGACACGAUAGAAUCGCCUCGUGCGAGUAAUUAACUAGCCUUGCGGCGCCAGGUGGCAUAGAUAGUUUGUCCAACUAAAAAUUCUUCUCGUGAAUGGAGAUACUCACACUAGCAGUUAAAUACAUAGAAGAAUUAGUACUAGUAGUUGUCAGACACAGAGGACUCCCACUAUGGGUUUGCUUAUAAAAGGCAUUUCUGAUCAUGGAAGGAUUUCAGGAUCUUUUACUUUGAGUCGUUAACAGAAGAGUCUAGCUGCCACAAUUGUAGGAGGAUCUAUUCCGUAAGAAAGCACAUUUCUGAAUCAUUCUAGUCUAAAGUUCAGAAAGGAAAGAUUGUGCAUGAACAUUCUAGACGAAAAUCAUACAUGAUGAUCUUCAUAGUAAAAUUAGAGUAGUAGGCAUCGUAUGAUGGUUCAAGUUUAUAAGGGUUUUAUUCUUAAUGAACAGAAAAUACAGAACAGGAAUGAACAAGACACAUUCACGUAGCUUUUUCUUUUACUUAUUCGAUGUCGUUUAAGUUUGAAAGUUUGAUAACAAGUUAGUACAGUAAAAAAUUGGCAUAAUGAAGAAGGUAUUGGUCAACAAAGGAUAAUACGCAACAUAGUAAAGAUAUUGCUAUCGAUGCUUAUCAUAUUUUUUCAUAACUACUGUCUUUCUCAACUCGCUUCGCUCUGAAGAGUUGAGUUUGUGCAUAUUUUGGUCAACGCAAAAAUGUUCGGUCAACGCAAAAAUAUUUGGUCAACGCAAAAAUCAAAUCACGCAGAAUAUUUCAAGUUGCUUCGCGCGCAUAACUACAUCAUAAAUGGAGUAUACACUU
This is a messenger RNA of Amoebophrya sp. A25, 9914 nucleotides long. NCBI's taxonomy places the organism in Eukaryota, Dinophyceae, Syndiniales, Amoebophryaceae. The record is from the annotation of a GenBank genome assembly.